Molecule: messenger RNA, 1520 nt
Organism: Nymphalis io (European peacock)
Lineage: Eukaryota; Metazoa; Arthropoda; Insecta; Lepidoptera; Nymphalidae
Product: tubulin beta chain-like
Exons: 2
Coding region: 131-1483 (450 amino acids)
Biological process (GO): mitotic cell cycle; microtubule cytoskeleton organization
Cellular component (GO): cytoplasm; microtubule
Molecular function (GO): GTPase activity; GTP binding; structural constituent of cytoskeleton
Source: RefSeq, a predicted model, not a curated record
UACUUAUUUUAUUAAUAUAAUUUGUAGUUUGUAGUAAGUAGUUUAAUGUAGGAAUAUAUUUUAAUGCUUAUUUUAUUUUAUUGAAUAUUAUUAUUUUAUUUAUUUCUUAGUCAAAUUCUCUGUAAAUAACAUGAGGGAAAUAGUUCAUAUUCAAGUCGGGAGAUGCGGAAAUCAGAUAGGAUCAAAGUUCUGGGAAGUAAUAUCAGACGAACACGGUAUAACACCUGACGGCUGUUACUCUGGUGACUCAGAACUCCAACUUGAACGUAUUAAUGUGUAUUACAACGAGGCUGCGGGCAAUAAAUACGUGCCACGUGCUGUUUUGGUCGAUCUCGAACCUGGCACCAUGGAUUCUCUACGAGCUGAACCGUAUGGACAAAUUUUCCGUCCCGAUAAUAUUGUCUAUGGUAUGACGGGUGCAGGCAACAAUUGGGCAAAGGGACACUACACGGAAGGUGCAGAUUUGCUUGAGUCAGUUCUCGAUGUUGUCAGGAAAGAAGCUGAAGGUUGUGACUGCCUUCAGGGGUUCCAAGUUGUCCAUUCCAUAGGAGGUGGUACUGGAUCAGGUUUAGGUGCUCUACUUCUGUCUAAUCUAAGAGAAGAAUAUGCUGACAGAAUAAUUUUAACUUUUUCUGUUGUGCCGAGUCCUAAAGUUUCUGAUACGGUUGUAGAACCAUAUAACGCAACACUAUCUAUCAACCAAUUAAUUGAGAAUUCUGAUCAAUCGUUUUGUAUUGAUAACGAAGCGUUAUACGAUAUUUGCUUCAGAACUUUACGAUUGCAAACACCGACGUAUGGUGACUUGAACCAUUUAGUAUCGGCAACAAUGUCAGGCGUCACGACGUGUCUCAGGUUUCCGGGACAGUUGAAUGCAGAUUUACGCAAGUUGGCUGUUAAUAUGGUUCCAUUUCCACGAUUGCAUUUUUUCAUGCCAGGUUUUGCACCCCUCACUGCUCGCGGCAGCCAAAAAUAUCGCGCUCUCACCGUACCUGAACUCACACUACAGAUGUUUGACUCUAAAAAUAUGAUGGCAGCGUGUGACCCACGUCACGGUAGAUACCUGACUGUCGCCGCUAUUUUCCGCGGACGCAUGUCCAUGAAGGAAGUGGAUGAACAGAUGCUAAACAUCCAAAACAAAAACAAAGAUUUCUUUGUUAAAUGGAUACCACAUAACGUUAAAACUGCAGUUUGUGAUAUACCUCCUCGAGGUUUGAAGAUGUCGGCAACAUUUAUCGGCAACACGACAGCUAUUCAGGAGAUUUUUAAAAGAAUUUCAGAACAGUUCGCAUCUAUGUUUAGGAGAAAAGCAUUUAUUCAUUGGUACACUGGUGAAGGUAUGGAUGAAGCUGACUUUUCAGAUGCAGACAACAAUCUUAACGAUUUAAUUUCUGAAUAUCAACAGUACCAAGAUGCAACGAUAGAUGAUCAAGAAUUUGAAAACGAAGAAAAUGAUCGGACGCCAAGUGAAGAAAGCGUUGAGUGAUUUAUCUUAUGCCUGCAAUAAAUUAUAAAAAAAAACA